Molecule: messenger RNA, 2051 nt
Organism: Gigantopelta aegis
Lineage: Eukaryota; Metazoa; Mollusca; Gastropoda; Neomphalida; Peltospiridae
Product: receptor-interacting serine/threonine-protein kinase 1-like
Exons: 6
Coding region: 134-706 (190 amino acids)
Biological process (GO): signal transduction
Molecular function (GO): protein binding
Source: RefSeq, a predicted model, not a curated record
GGAGCAGUGCGCGAAAGCUGGGAAAUCCCAGAACAAGAUUGCGUGAGAUUACUAAUCUUUUUUCCCACACUUUCUGAUAAAUGAAUACAAGAGUAGGACCGAGUGGGUGCAGAAUGCAUUUGACUACCAGCUGAUGAGCUGUUGCAGUAUGAAUCAAAAGAAUCAAGGACCAGUGUACUAUGUACCUAAUCUGACAUUCUCCAUGGAUUUGAAAUUGGAUCCUGAUGAUGGUAGCAAGUCUAAUAAUUCAGGAGGCACACCAAUUAUUCAGAAUAAUCUAGAAAUAAAAGAUUCCAUCUUACAGAUAGGAUACAACAAUCUGGUGCAUAUGCACUACCAUGGCAUAGUGGAGCCUGACUUGUCAUCAGACAGUGAUGAAGAGGAAGAUGAUUGUGAUCAAGAUAGUGACCAGCGUAAGGCAGCUGAUGAUUUAAAACAAUCAACACGAACAAUAACAGAAGAAGAUCUUCGAAAUUUGUCACACCAAAUUGGGGGAUCAUGGAGGAGAUUUUUGCGCAAGUUGGGUAUUGACGAUGCUGACAUGGACCAUGAAUGUGAGAACUCUCGGAGUGGGGGGACUCCAGAAGUUAUCUAUCGGCUACUGCUUCGGUGGAAGAAAGACAGCGUGGACCCAUCAGUCUCAACUAUAGCAUGUGCACUGGAGGAGUCCAACUUGAAACCUUUGUUAAAAAACUUGCAGCCAUGAAAUGACAAGUUAAGCCACAUUUUGAUGACAGGGACAUGCUUUCACACACUAGUGUUUGCCCUUUUGACAACUUACUCAUUGAGUUGAUGAAGUCAGUUUCAUCAUUAGCAAGUCUAAUGACACUUCAAGGGCAGAUACAGGAUUUUGUUAGGGAGGGAUGCAACGUGAAAAGGGGCAUGUGAAGAAUUCCAUUGUGCAGUAAUAUGCAUCAUCAAUAUGGUUAUCUCCCCCAAAAUGCCCAAUCAGCUAAGAACUAAAAUAUUCGAUAGUACUACUGAAUAGACAAAAUUGAUUAUAUACAUUGAGUAUAACAGGAUUUGGAGGGCACUUCAGGUUGGGGAGGAUGGAGGGAUGUUCCCCUGCAGCAUCCCCCCUUAGAUGUGUGCCUCAGGGUUGGGUGUAGCUCGGUGACAGCACUUGUCUGAGGUGUGACAGGUUGUACAUGUAGGAUUGAUCGCCCUCGAUCAACUCCCAACAACUAGUGUAUCAACUGCCAUGGUGUGUACCGUCUUAUCUAGGAAAAAGUACAUAUAGAAGAUCCCUUGCUGCACAUUCGGUAGUAUUACACUAUGUGGUGGCAGCAGGUUUUCACCCUGUCUCUCGGCUAUGAUGUGAUUCAGUAUUAUGGCAAUGAAACUAUGAACUAUCAAAAUAUAGAUAGUGUACCUUUAUUGAUGAAUAAAUUGCAAUUAAUACUUGGCAGUUGGGUGAAAUUGGUAACCGAUAUGUCAGCCACAGAAGUAACCGCUUUACUUUCACAGGAAAAACAGUGUGUGUCUGGAAGGUAAAAACUGGCUGCACCUGCUCCUCAGAGUUAUUUAAGGAGAGCGCAGGUACUGUUUUGUCAGUCGGUCAAUUGGCUAAAUCUGGUUGAGCUGGAGACCAGACGACUUGUGUCCUGACGGAGAGUUUUACUGUAUAUUCCUUUGGUUUGAUUCAUUCCUUUGCUUUUGAUUCGUAUGUACAGUAGAAUAUCUCAUUGAGUCAAAUACACUGCAAAGCUUGAACCAAAAAGUAAAUCCUGAGUUACACUUGCACAUUGUUGACCGAAUGGUUAGGUCAAACUACCUGAUGGGAUGAACACUUUCUCGAGCACAGACAGGUUUCGAGCCAACAGGAUUCCCUUUAUAUAGUGUGUAUCCCUUUGGUUUGAUUCCUAUAUAUAUAUUUCUUUGCUUUGAUUCUUAACAGUUGUAAUAAUGCUAUUAUAUGUGUCAGAAAUGCCAAAUGUUUGACAUCCAAUAGCCGCAGGCGGGACGUAGCCCAGUGGUAAGGCACUCGCUUGAUUUGUGGUUGGUCUAGGAUCGAUACCCAUCGGUGUGCCCAUUGUGCUAUUUCUCAUUCC